Messenger RNA from Priceomyces carsonii, 228 nucleotides. RefSeq lists its product as uncharacterized. Lineage: Eukaryota; Fungi; Ascomycota; Pichiomycetes; Serinales; Debaryomycetaceae. Bases 1 to 228 code for a protein of 75 amino acids. The transcript has a single exon. The record is from RefSeq and is a predicted model, not a curated record.
AUGGGGAAUUCUCGGUCUCAAAGCAAUCGUGUACCAGACUAUGAUUUGUCAGAAAAUGAUGGACAAAUUGCUUCCGUCAUAUUGAAGCCACCUGAAUACGGUGAACACAUUAAUCCACAAUUCUAUUUGCAGUGUAAUAUAAGAAGCUAUAAGGAGCAAGAUUGCACGCCUGGAAAUCACUACCUGACAAUAGUGAAAAUUAGAGUUCGAGAGGAGUUGGUUCAAUAA